Populus nigra (black poplar) is the source of this 3896-nucleotide messenger RNA. Its product is annotated as protein WEAK CHLOROPLAST MOVEMENT UNDER BLUE LIGHT 1-like. The transcript is spliced from 3 exons. Lineage: Eukaryota; Viridiplantae; Streptophyta; Magnoliopsida; Malpighiales; Salicaceae. The record is from RefSeq and is a predicted model, not a curated record. Bases 841 to 3072 code for a protein of 743 amino acids.
AUUAAAAUUCCGUUCAAUUAUUACUCGACCACCACAGAGUUAUUACCAGGUAACGUCUCUUCUUCCUCUUCUUUCUGUUUCCUGUCUCUCUCCUUCUUCUUCGUCUUCUCGGCUUUCCAUCGAACAGUCAGACCUUUAAUCCAAAUCAGCCCGGCUUUCAAAUUUAUCACUCCAGUUUUGAUCAUUCGAUUGCUCUCAAUUUCCUGUCUUGAUGUUGUUUCUUUUCCUACGUUGACUUCGUCGAUUACAUCUCCUCCACAGCCAUCCCAGGAUAAUGGCACUUCUCCUGGUGAAGCUUCAUUAAGCCCUGCUAGAAAUGGAAAUGGAGAAAUUGAUCAAGUUCCUGCAUCAGAGGAUUCAGUUUCAACUUCAUCGGUUGAUAAAAUAGAGGCGAACGAUCAAGGUGCGUUGAAGGAUGGUUCCAAAUCUGAAGCAACACAAAAUGUUUUGAAUGAACAUGAGGAAUCUCUAGAGAAAACAACAGGCAUUGAAGUUCCUGCAUCAGAGGAUUCAGUUUCAACUUCAUCGGUUGAUAUAAUAGAGGCGAACGAUCAAGGUGCGUUGAAGGAUGGUUCCAAAUCUGAAGCAACACAAAAUGUUUUGAAUGAACAUGAGGAAUCUCUAGAGAAAACAACAGGCAUUGAAGUUCCUGCAUCAGAGGAUUCAGUUUCAACUUCAUCGGUUGAUAUAAUAGAGGCGAACGAUCAAGGUGCGUUGAAGGAUGGUUCCAAAUCUGAAGCAACACAAAAUGUUUUGAAUGAACAUGAGGAAUCUCUAGAGAAAACAACAGGCAUUGAAGUUUCCUCGAAUGGUCUGCAACGUCAAGAGAAAACCGAAGCCAUGCAGGAUUCCUCUGAUGGACAGAAAUCUCAAGGAAAAUCUGAACCCGUACAUAAUUCCUCUGAUGUAGAGCAACCUCAGGAUCCUAUUGAAAGAGCACAACCUGAUGAACCUGCUUUGCCCCAUGUAAAGGUUAGAGUGCAGCAGGAUAAGUCUGCUUCUCCUCAUGCGAAGAUUGCCAGUCCUGCUUUCAGGACACCAAAAUCUAGUGAUUCCCCUCGACUUUCCCCUCGACUUGUUAAACAGGCUGAUAUAAACAGAGGUCUAAUUGAUACGGCAGCUCCUUUUGAAUCUGUUAAAGAAGCUGUUUCUAAGUUUGGAGGAAUUGUUGAUUGGAAAGCCCAUAGAAUCCAGACUGUAGAGAGACGCAAGCUCGUAGACCAAGAAUUAGAGACAGUGCAGGUGGAGAUGCCUGAGUACAAGAAACGAUCAGAGGCUGCUGAAGAGGAAAAAACACAAGUUCUUAAGGAGUUGGACAACACUAAGAGACUAAUUGAAGAGCUAAAGCUCAAUCUGGAGAGGGCACAGACAGAAGAGCAUCAGGCAAAACAAGAUUCUGAGCUUGUCAAGCUCAGGGUGGAAGAAAUGGAACAGGGGAUUGCUGAUGAAGCUAGUGUUGCAGCCAAGGCACAACUUGAGGUUGCUAAAGCCAGGCAUUCAGCUGCCGUAUCGGAACUAAAGGCUGUUAAUGAUGAGUUGGAAGCACUGCACAAGGAAUAUACUUCUUUGGUUAGUGAGAAAGAUGAAGCUGUGAAAAAAGCUGAAGUGGCUGUUUCUGCAUCCAAGGAAGUUGAGAAGACUGUAGAGGAACUCACUAUUGAGCUGAUUGCUACAAAGGAAUCCUUAGAGUCUGCUCAUGCUGCUCAUCUGGAGGCAGAGGAGCAAAGAAUAGGAGCAAUCAUGGCCAAGGAGCAAGAUUCUCUUCACUGGGAGAAGGAAUUAAAGCAAGCAGAAGAGGAGCUCCAGAGACUUAACCAACAAAUUCUUUCAGCAAAAGAUCUCAAAUCAAAACUAGACACUGCUUCAGCUUUGUUAGUUGAUUUGAAAACUGAGUUAGCAGCGUAUAUGGAAUCUAAAAUAAAGGAUGAAACUGAAGGAGAACCAAGAGCUGAGCAAGAGGAACCCGAGAAAAAAACUCACACCAACAUACAAGCAACAGUUGCUUCAGCAAAGAAGGAACUGGAAGAAGUAAAACUCAACAUUGAGAAAGCAACUGCUGAAGUAAAUUGCUUGAAGGUGGCUGCCUUAUCGUUACAAACAGAGCUUGAAAAAGAAAAACUGGCUCUUUCCACCAUUAAGCAGAGAGAAGGAAUGGCCUCAGUAACAGUUGCUUCUCUUCAGGCUGAGCUGGACAAAACUAGGUCAGAAACAGCCCGGGUUCAGAUGAAAGAGAAAGAAGCCAGGGAAAAAAUGAUCGAGAUUCCCAAGAAACUGCAGCAGGCAGCGGAAGCAGCUGAUGAGGCCAAGUCACUUGCUCAAAUGGCUCGUGAAGAGUUGCGAAAGGCGAAGGAAGAAGCAGAACAAGCAAAGGCUGGCGCAAGUACGAUGGAGAGUAGAUUACUUGCAGCUCAAAAGGAGAUAGAAGCUUCCAGGGCCUCUGAAAAAUUGGCAUUAGCAGCCAUUAAAGCUUUGCAAGAGAGUGAAUCUGCUCACAGCACCAGCGAUGUGGAUACACCUACCAGUGUAACACUUUCUUUAGAAGAGUACUAUGAGCUCAGCAAGCUCGCCCAUGAAGCAGAGGAGCAGGCCAACCUGAGGGUAGCAGCUGCUAUUUCUCAAAUUGAGGUAGCCAAGGAAUCCGAGUCAAGAACUGCAGAGAAGUUGGAACAAGUGAAUCAAGAGAUGAGUGCAAGAAAGGAAGCUCUGAAAAUUGCAAUGGAUAAGGCUGAGCAGGCCAAGGAAGGGAAGUUGGGUGUAGAACAGGAGUUGAGAAAGUGGAGAGCUGAACAUGAGCAACAGCGAAGGGCUAGUGAAUCUGGUCAGGGAGCCGCAAACCCCAUUAAAACCCCAGGGGCAAGCUUUGAGGACAGGAAAGAAUCAAAGAACUUCGACCGUGCACCAGAUACUGCUGUGGGUUAUGCUUCAAGUCCAAAAUCGCAUGUACCUGGAAGUAACACGGAAACCGAUUCCUCUCCAGAAGUAAAGGUUCCAAGGAAGAAGAAGAAAUCAUUGUUCCCACGAUUGUUACUGUUUUUAGCAAGGAAGAAGUCGCAUGCAUCGAAGACAGGGUAAUUUCUUGCUGAAAACAGAUGUGUUUUCCUUCCUGCUAUGAUUUUACCUGUCUAUACUGGGCAUUUUUUUUCUCACAUUGACCACAAACCCGGAUACGAAAAGAUGGGAGUUCUUACUCAUGUAAAUGGGGGAGUUCAUUGUUUUAUAUUGUUGUCUCACUCAAAGGCAUAGUUGCAUGGCUGGUUGGCCUUGGAGGAGGAAACAAUUUCAGAAUACAGUUCUCUUUGUUUCAGAUGGACAUUUAACCAGGUGGUUCUGUGAUGUAUAGGCUUUGGACAUUUGAACAUCGAAUCAUUUUAAAGGUGUGAGCUUGGUUUAAUCAAAGAAGUUGGUCAAUUUGUAUGUUUGUGAGAAACAAGAUUGGACUUUUCUCCUGUAUUAUAUGCUUUGAUUUCUGUGGAUGCUGAGAUUAUUCGAUGCUGGAACCUUAUGAUGGUUCUGAAAAAAUGGAGUUCUUUCCGAAUUUUUUUACUCGGUAGGUAAAAAUAGGAACCGUUUGAUAGCUUAGAACCAAAUUGCAUGGUGCGUUUUGCUGGACUUCAGUAUCAGCAUCAAUCCAUGUCUACUUGACAAGUUGAACAAAGUAAGGCUCUCUCUUGAAAAAUAAUGACUCCACAGCUCGACACCGAGAAACGGAGCUCCCCCAAAGCUUGCUGUAGGGCCGCCCUUGGGAACAAGCUUGUGCAUCUAAACAAUUUUUUUUAAGAAAAAGAGAAAAAAAACAGAACAUAAAUGUAUUUUUGUUCGAUUGACUGACUUUGUACAUGGAGUUGUUUGUCUAUCCAAGGGAGUUUCACCUCUCGGUACAUAUAUAUUCGAGUUCU